GCAAUCCGCAUCGCCGACGUUAGCAUUCCAAGUGAAAACAUAGCGGCAACUGCAAGCCGCUUCAACAGAGCCGGGGACGGCAGAAACAGCAAGCUGAAGCAGCGCCGCCACAGCCGUCGCCGGAAUGUCCUCGCUGGUACGCAGAACAAGGGCGACGCUCUGUCUCCAAUUUGCCACAAAAUCAAUCCGCUCGUAUCUUCAUCGUCCGACUCGCCAUUUCGGCAGCCGAGUCGUUCCGCGUCAUGAGGCAGCCACUGCUGGUCUCUACGGGUUUCACCACUUGAAAACUGCGGCAGGCUUUCGGCGUUUCGUCGACGACGCCAUUGAAAGGUGUGCGGAGUUAGUUGAUCAUAUCUCCACAAUGCCUUCGUCAGCUGAAAUUAUCAGCGCCAUGGAUGAAAUCUCUGAUGCUGUGUGUCGGGUUGUGGACUCUGCGGAACUUUGUCGAAAUACCCAUCCAGACAGAGAGUUUGUUGAGGAGGCUAGCAAUGCAGCAAUGAGGCUUAAUGAAUAUCUACAUUACCUUAAUACGAAUCAUACCCUCUAUGCUGCGGUGAAAAAGGCUGAGCAAGAUGGACAUUUGCUUUCCAAGGAGGCUCACAGAGCUGCCCACCACCUAAGGAUUGAUUUUGAAAAGGGUGGAAUCCAUCUCCCGCCUGAUAAGUUGGACAGGCUAAACCAGCUGAAUAUAGACAUCUUCAAACUAUCACGGGAAUUUGGUGAAAACAUAAGUAGUGACCCCGGACAUGUCGACAUUUUCCCUGCAUCUCGCAUCCCGAGACAGAUACACCAUCUCCUUACUCCCAUUCACCAUCUCAAAUCUGGUAGUUCAAGUGGAUUACCUGGGCCUUGGAGAAAUGUGAAAGAAAAAGGAUUCCGAAUCACGACUGAACAACGCACUCUAGCUUCUGUUCUUCAAUGGACUGCUGAUGAGGAGGUGAGGAAGAUGGCUUAUAUCAAGGGGAACUCUGUCCCCCAUGCAAACCUCGGAGUUCUUGAAAAGCUUAUUACUGCACGCCACGAACUUGCUCAGAUAAUGGAUUGUACAUCUUAUGCUGAAUUUAUUGUCAAACAAAACUUGGCUUCUUCACCUGAAGUUGUCACAUCUUUUCUUCGUGAUAUGAGUAUGAUGGUUAGACCAAAGGCUGAUCAGGAGUUUGACAAAAUUAAGAACUUCAAGCUAGAAAAAAGUAGUGAAAAUACUGUUGACUUGUACCCAUGGGAUGAGGCAUAUUACACUGGUAUCAUGAAGUCUUCGAUGCAUGAUUUGGAUUCUUCAAUGGUAUCUUCAUAUUUCUCACUGCCAAACUGUAUUGAAGGUCUAAAAACGCUGGUUAAGUCAUUAUUCGGUGCAACAUUUCAUGAAGUCGCAAUGGCACAAGGUGAAUCGUGGCAUCCAGAUGUCCUUAAAAUGGUUCUUCAUCACCCUGAUGAGGGUGACUUGGGGUAUCUAUACCUUGAUUUAUACUCGAGGAAGGGAAAAUAUCCAGGAUGUGCCAACUUUUCGAUAAGAGGAGGGCGACGCAUUUCUGAAUCAGAAUACCAGUUGCCCGUUGUGGCCCUUGUCUGCAAUUUUUUAGGUUCACGUGAUUCGUCCAUUGUGAGGCUUAAUCACUCGGAGUUAGAAACUCUUUUUCACGAGUUUGGCCAUUCCCUCCAUUCACUGCUGUCAAGAACAGAUUACCAACAUUUUGCUGGCACAAGGGUGGUCCUUGACUUUGCUGAGACGCCAUCCAACCUUUUCGAGUAUUUCGCCUGGGACUACAGAGUCUUGAAGACAUUUGCAAAGCACUACGCCACUGGUGAAGUUAUACCGGAGCAAUUGGUGGAGUCAUUGCUAGGUGCCAGGGACAUGUUUGCUGCUACUGAACUUCAACGCCAGGUUUUCUAUUCACUGGUUGAUCAAACUCUAUUCGGAGAACAAACAGCCCCACUCAGCGACACAAGCUCUGUUGUUGCAGAUCUUAAGAGACAGUUUACUAGUUGGAAGCACGUUGAGGGCACACAUUGGGAGGCCAGAUUCAGUCAUCUCCUAAACUACGGUGCAGGUUAUUACAGCUACCUGUAUGCAAGAUGCUUCGCAGCAACCAUAUGGAAAAAGGUGUGCCAAGAGGACCCUCUGUCACUAGCCACCGGGACCACGAUCAGAACCAAACUAUUGCAGCAUGGUGGAGCGAAGGAUGCGGCUGAGAUACUACAUGAUCUCGUUGGAGAUGGAGUUCUGAAGCAUCAUGGCGGAGGCAUAGUUCCUGACACGUCAAGUUUCCUCGAAGAACUUAAGCUGGUGGAGAGGUGAAAAAAAGAAAUACAGUAGCAGAGAACGUGAAAACGGAUGAGGCAAUCUAAUGAGGGAACGUCUCUUCCUUCUUUGCAUUGGACCAAGUGGCUGUCUACUCUUCCAUGGUCGUGGCCCCAGAGUUAUUUAUGUAUGAGCUCGCGGCAAAUUGUUGUGGUGGCAGGGAAGAGAUUUGAGAAAGUUGUUCUUAACUGGUUUUUCUCUCCACUGGAGUCGUCAUCAGCUGACAAGAAUCACAGUAGCAGCAGAGAACAGCAAAGGAACGAUUGAUUUUUCAAGAUGUGCAUGUAACAGACAUAGUGGCUCAUGAAUUCCGACGACAGGUGUAAUUACGUCGUUAUAGCUUUUCUGCCAAUGAUCUUGCUGACUGCCAGUAUAACAGGCUUGUUUUUCUGCACUUUAUGUAUGCAUCUGAUGGCAAACGUUCCUAAGUUUUGAUGGACUAGCAGUAUACAGCUGAUCAUGUAACUUUUA
Messenger RNA from Linum trigynum, 2770 nucleotides. The record is from the annotation of a GenBank genome assembly. Lineage: Eukaryota; Viridiplantae; Streptophyta; Magnoliopsida; Malpighiales; Linaceae.